Anguilla rostrata (American eel) is the source of this 3264-nucleotide messenger RNA. Its product is annotated as arrestin domain-containing protein 3-like. Bases 177 to 1775 code for a protein of 532 amino acids. Gene Ontology annotation, biological process: protein transport. The record is from RefSeq and is a predicted model, not a curated record. Gene Ontology annotation, cellular component: cytoplasm; plasma membrane. The transcript is spliced from 7 exons. NCBI's taxonomy places the organism in Eukaryota, Metazoa, Chordata, Actinopteri, Anguilliformes, Anguillidae.
UGAUUCCAAUGAAGGCGUAGGCGUGUCCGUAUGUUUCGUUUUGCACGCCCUUAGACUUCUCUAGUUGUAAAGAAGACGGUGAACGCUUUAUCAAAAUUUCUGCUUAGAACCGUGAACAUUCGGUUUCGGCUUCAUUUAAUUUAGCCUAGACUUAGAAACAUUUACCAAAUUGCAAUAUGCUGUCAUCAACCGUUAAAAGUAUCUCGAUAAGUUACGAUUCUAUAAACGAGCAAAACACCUUUUCGAAUGGAGAUACAAUUUCAGGACGAAUGAUUCUGGAGCUUUCAAAGGAAGCCGAGAUAAAUUCCCUGUCAGUUAAAGCGAAAGGAAAGGCCGACGUACAUUGGAGAGAAAAGCACGGAGACAGACAUGUGUCUUAUAACGCAAAAGAAGAAUACUUCAAGCUGGAACAAUUCAUAUACAGAAAAGUAAAGGACGGAGACCAGGAGAGGUUGGUGGAUCAAUGUGGAGAGACAUACGGUAAAGCAAUUCCAGCGGGAAAACACGUGUAUCCAUUCAGUUUUCGGAUUCCUGAUGGAAAUAUGCCAUCAACCUAUAAAGGGAUUCACGGCAAAGUAUUCUACCUGGUCCAGGCUAAACUCGACAGGUCAAUGCGCAUGGAUCAGAAAGACAAGGCUGAGUUCAACUUUCUUUCCAGGAGUGACAUGAACAAUCCUAUAUACAUGAGACCUCAGUCUGGCACAGAGAAUAAGAAGAUGAAGCUGUUCACCAAAGGAAGUACCAACAUGAAAAUUAGUAUAGAUAAAAAGGGUUACAUGCAAGGUGAAGCAAUAACGAUCACGGCGAACAUCGAGAACGACUCAUCACGUGACCUCGUGCCCAAGUUUUCUCUGGACCGAGAGGAGAGCUUCUAUGCCAGAGGCCAUCAGAAACAGUUCAAUAAGAGGAUCCUCAAAGAGGAGGGAGCAGCCAUCCCUUCGCAGUCACACCAGACAAACACAUAUGUGGUCAAAAUCCCACCUGAUGCGAUGGUCUCCAUCACUCACUCUCGUAUUAUCAAAGUCAAGUACCAACUGAAGGUCUAUCUGGAUGUUCCCUAUGCUUCGGACCCAGAGAUCAUAUUUCCACUGAUUAUUUUUCCUGCUAUUAAAGGGUUUAGUCCAAUGGCCAACCCAGAACCAUCCAGUGAUUUUGGGGACACUAACCAAGCUGGAUGGAAUCCACCCCCAUAUGGGCCUGGAGGGUUUCCACCCCCAGCUGUCCCUGGAGGGUAUCCAUCCCCAGCUGGCCCUGGAGGGUAUCCACCCCCAGCUGGCCCUGGAGGGUAUCCACCCCCAGCUGGCCCUGGAGGGUAUCCACCCCCAGCUGGCCCUGGAGGGUUUCCACCCCCAUCUGGGCCUGGAGGGUAUCCACCCCCAUCUGGGCCUGGAGGGUAUCCACCCCCAUCUGGGCCUGGAGGGUAUCCACCCCCAUCUGCCCCUGGAGAGUUACCACCUCCAUAUGCCCCUGGAGGUUAUACACCUGCCAAUGCCCCUGAAGAGUUACCACCUCCGUAUGCCCCCGGAGGGUAUUCGAAUGCCCCAGGUGGCUUUCCACCUCAGUCUGCACCAGGAUCUUUUCCCCCUCCGACUGCUCCUAGCGCACCCCCACCCCAAUUUGGCCCAGUAGACUUUUUGUCCCAGCCUGGUCCUAGUGCACCUCCAUCCCUAACUGGCCCAAUAGAUUUUCUAUCUCAGAAUGCCCCAAGUGCACCUUCAUCUCAGCCUGCAGCUGGGAUUUAUCCAUCUCUGUCUGAUUUUGGAGGAAAAGCAUAAUGACUUUGGGUUACCUUCAGCAAAAUUAAGUGAGACUAGGGGUGCUGACAGACUUCUGAAAUUGCAAAGCAUUUUAUUCAGAUGUGUGUUUGAAACUAGGUUGGCUAUAGCUGAAGCUAUUAUUUUGUGACAGGUCCCAAUAGAUUUGCAAUGUCUUCGAAAAUAUAUAAACGUGCUUAAAAAUGCAAGGAGGGGGAAAUAAGCCUAAAUGAAAACCUUCUGAAAAAUAAAUAAAAAUAAAUAAAUCAUUCUGCAUCAUACUGACUAGUAAGUUACUAAUAUUUUCUGUACAUCUUGUGAUGUACCAUUAGGACCAUCGAGUGGAUUAAUAGAAUGAAAGGUGGGAAACAAUGCUGUGAGUGGUUUUAUAUCUGAAUUUGAACACUUAAUACAAAGGCAUACACAGCAUUGCUCUGUACAGUUUGUACAGCCCCUGUACUGCCUAGACUGCAAACAAAAGGAAUUGAGAAACAACUGAAAGUGUUUAGCAUAAACACCAUGACCACUGUGAAAGAGUGAGAGGUAGAGUGCUAGAAAUAUAAAUAUUGCAUGCUCGCUCGCAAGAAAAGAUUCAUGUAUGUACACGUUGGAGAUUUAAAGGGACUGAACGUUGAAUGUGAAAAUGUCAAAACAAAUGCAUGGGGAAAUCGUGUCAUGCCGUCUGCAGGGUGUCAAACUCUCAAACUACAGUGAAUUUUAUUCUCUGCCAUGAUUCUUUCUGCAUUGUGAAAGCAUAUAAUUAUAUCUAGAAAAUGAGAAAAUUAUGGUGCCUUUUUUAAUGGUAUCACCCUUGUUUGUGUUACAUGUGUGCUCUUGAUUGUAUUGCAUUUACACUAUUUUAAUCGGUAAGGUUUUCUGGGUCAACAUUUUAGUAGAGAAGGAUAAGGAUGUAUGCUUACCUUUGGUCUGUUGCAUUAGUGUUUGGAGGGGAGAGACCUUUUGUUCUAAUGAUGUAUGUAUGAUACCUGGUUUGCACCAUCAGGUUACCACAUUUUAUUGAACAACAUUUCAGAGCUUUUUAAAGUUAGUUUUACACUUGGUUUAUUUCACACUUGAAUUUUUGUCCAUUUAAAAAUUCAUUAUGUCCAUUUAAUAACAUAUGAGCUCUUACAAAACAAGAAUGUCUGUGCUUUUUGGUAUAAGAUUACAAACAUGUGAUUGCAAUGUUCCUAACUGAACAUUCUAAUGCUGAUGUAAUACACUAGUAAUUGAAAGCAAUGAAGUUCUAGAACUGGAAAAUAAAGAAAUGAAAUUCCAAAAAACCAACUGUUUAAAGGGUUAGUAUAAAUGAUGUAUUACUAAUUAUUAAUUUAAUGUACUAUAGUAGAACUAUAGUAACUAAUAAUACCCUUAUUGAAAGCCCUAUCAUUAACUGGAGCUGUGAUGUUUUCCAUUGGUUUGUUUUCUUAAAAGUUGUGAUGUUUUCAUUCUGUUACUUUCUCAUCUAAAUAUUUGUUUUUCUAAAAUAAAGAAUUAUUCAAAAAGCAAA